AUGGCGUUAAGUAAUGGUCAUACCCCAGUAUCAGCGUUUUCAGUUUACAAAGUAACAGGUAGCAAGAAACGAAAGAAUAAGGAAACUUUACUUUCCCCCAAUGAACUACCAAUAAAAAAAGAAAAGAAGCACAAAACGAAACUUAGUAAUAAUGCGGAAAGUAUUUUAAUCAAAAAGAAAUCGAAAUCCACAAAAACCUCAUACAAAACUCACGAAACUAAUAAACCUGUAACGAAGAAGAGUCUUGCAAAAAAGCAGAAGGGAAAAAGCAACUUGAACGAUUUAAAAACUAAAAAGAAAAUAAGCAAUGAAGAAAUCGCUCCUACUCUAAUCCCUAUCGAAACAAACAGCGAUUUAUCCGAGCCAGCAUCGAACUCGAACCAAAUCGAUCCCACUCCUGAAGUCCUAAAGCUAUUCAAAUGGCUAAUAGCCCCAUUAAAGCCGAAGGAGUUCCUCGAAAAGUACUGGGAAACCGAGGCCUUCCACCAACAAAGAAACUCCGGCGACUACUACAAAUGCAUUCUAACCACCGAACGACUGGACAGCGUGUUCAGAGAGCACCCCUUGUACUACACCCGCAACGUAGACGUAGUCUCCUACGAGAACGGCGUCAAGGAGGUACACAACGAGGAAGGUAGGGUCGUGGCUUCGGCCCUGUACGAUUACUAUUCGAACGGCUGCAGCAUCAGGAUACUCAAUCCGCAGACGUAUGUGCAAAAGGUGCAUUAUUUGAUAACGGCGCUGCAGGAAUACUUCGGCAGCAUGGUGGGAGUGAAUGUGUACCUCACGCCGGCCGGCAGCCAGGGCUUCGCUCCCCAUUACGAUGACAUAGAAGCCUUCGUGUUGCAGCUGGAAGGCAGGAAGCAUUGGAAAUUGUACAAACCUAAGGGCAGUGAUGUUUUAGCUAGGGAUUCGAGCGCUAAUUUGAAGCACGAGGAUAUAGGGGAGCCGUUUAUGGAGGCUACGUUGAAUGCGGGUGAUUUGUUGUAUUUUCCCAGGGGCACCAUUCACGAGGCUCGGACUGACUCGGAGGCUCACUCGUUACACAUCACGGUGUCGGUUUAUCAACGAAAUUCUUACGCGGAUUUACUUGAACAUAUCCUGCCGAAGGCUUUACAAGAGGCGUCUUUGAAUAACGUAGAAUUUAGGAAAGGUCUUCCACUUAACUACCUGAAGUAUUCGGGAUUCGUAAACAGGGGAUUAAAAUCUGAAAAGCGAAAGAGUUUAAUUGAAAAUGUUAACAAGCUCAUCGAUACUUUGAAAGAGUACGUAAAUGUCGAUUUGGCUGCCGACGCGCUAGGUCGUAGGCUCAUGUACGACUCGAUGCCUCCGUUUCUAUCUACAGAAGAGGCCAAUUUUACUUCUAAAUACGACGGUGAUUUCAUGCAAGAUGGGAAAAUCGUUAAUAGAAUUGAAAUCGGAAUGGACACUCAAAUAAGACUAGUGAGAUUCUAUUGCCUACGUUUAGUAGUCGAUGGCGAUUCCGCUAAAAUAUACUACAGCACGGAGAACGCUAAAUAUUACCACGGAGAAGAAGAGCAAUUCCUAAGUAUCGAUCUCGGUUUGGUGCCUUGCAUAAAAAAGCUGCAAAGAAUGUACCCCAAUUACAUAGAAGUGGAGGAUUUACCGAUAGAAGACGGCGUUGCCAAAGCGCAGUUAGUUUCCGAUUUGUGGGAAAGAGGAUUGCUCGUGACGAAUGGGCCUUUACCUCUUGCUUUUGGCGAUGAUGAUGAUCACGAUGAUGGUAGUUUCGAAUUAGUUGAAUAA
Messenger RNA from Phyllotreta striolata, 1767 nucleotides. NCBI's taxonomy places the organism in Eukaryota, Metazoa, Arthropoda, Insecta, Coleoptera, Chrysomelidae. The record is from the annotation of a GenBank genome assembly.